This is a messenger RNA of Eruca vesicaria subsp. sativa (arugula), 1017 nucleotides long. Lineage: Eukaryota; Viridiplantae; Streptophyta; Magnoliopsida; Brassicales; Brassicaceae. The record is from the annotation of a GenBank genome assembly.
AUGCACCCACCCGUUCCGCAUUCCCCCGUCGCCCCGCAUACCGUGGUGGCCGAGAUUAAUCUCUACAACUGUCUUGAAGAUGGUCAAAUAUCUUUAUUGCAAUCCUACGCUGAUGAAGAUAAAAAGGAGUCAUUUUACACGGUAAGCUGGGCGUGUGGCGUUAAAGAGAACCCAUUUGUUGUUGCUGGAGGAGUUAAAGGCAUAAUCCGAGUCAUUAACGUCAAGGAUGAAACGGUUCACGUCAAUGAUGAAACGGUUCAUAAGAGCCUUGUGGGCCACGAGGGUUCAGUGAAUGAAAUUAAGACACAUCCUAUGAAACCUCAACUUGUGCUUUCUGCUAGCAAGGAUGAAUCUGUUCGAUUGUGGAAUGUUGAAACUGGGAUAUGUAUUCUGAUAUUUGCUGGAACUGGAGGUCAUCGAAACGAAGUUAUAAGUGUGGAACUUCCUUUCUCUGUCAGUUUGUAUGAUUUCUCUAUUACUCUUUGGCUGCCUUCAGAGUUUUGGACAUAUGUCGAGGACUCAUUCACAAGUUGUACAAUUCCCUGUAAGUAUUUUUCUGUAUUUACAGCUUCUUCGGUUCAUACAAAUUAUGUUGAUUGUAACCGUUGGUUUGGUGAUUUUAUUCUUUCAAAGAGUGUGGAGAAUGAGAUACUAUUGUGGGAACCAAUACUGAAAGAUAAUCCUGGAGAGGGUACUUCAGUUGUUCUAGUUAGAUACCCUAUUCCAAAUUGUAAUCUUUGGUUUAUCAAGUUUUCUUGCGACCUCUUUCUCAAUUAUCUUACAAUAGGUAAUGAUCAGAAAGCUAUAGUAUAUACAAUCUUACUUGAAUUUUGUGAAAAAUUUGUGAAACAAUCUUGGUUAUCACACGAUCAGUCAAAGUCUGUGAUCAGGCAAACCGCUAUGUCCACUGAUGGAAACACAAUUCUUGCUGCCUCCGAGGACGGGACUAUAUGGCGCUGGGACGCGAUUAACAAGGAGAAACCUGAUACGGUAGGAGAAAGGGAAAGGGCCAACUAA